Messenger RNA from Cokeromyces recurvatus, 1638 nucleotides. RefSeq names its product T-complex protein 1 subunit epsilon. The coding region runs from base 1 to 1638 and encodes 545 amino acids. Gene Ontology annotation, biological process: protein folding. Gene Ontology annotation, cellular component: chaperonin-containing T-complex. The transcript is spliced from 6 exons. Gene Ontology annotation, molecular function: ATP hydrolysis activity; ATP-dependent protein folding chaperone; ATP binding. The record is from RefSeq and is a predicted model, not a curated record. Lineage: Eukaryota; Fungi; Mucoromycota; Mucoromycetes; Mucorales; Mucoraceae.
AUGGCAACCAACAUCGAUCCUAAUUCAGCUGUUUAUGCUACCGAUGAAUAUGGUAGACCUUUUAUUAUUGUUAGAGAAGGGCAACAAAAGUCGAGAUUAAGUGGCAUCGCUGCUAUUCGUUCACAUAUUCUCGCUGCUAAAACUGUAUCUAAUAUUAUUAAAACUUCUCUCGGUCCUCGAGGUCUUGACAAGAUCUUGAUUUCUCCUGAUGGUGAUAUUACUGUAACUAAUGAUGGUGCUACUAUCCUUGAUCAAAUGGCAGUUGAACAUCAAAUUGCUAAAUUACUUGUUCAAUUAUCACAAAGUCAAGAUCAAGAAAUUGGUGAUGGCACUACUGGUGUUGUUGUCCUUGCUGGUGCUUUGUUGGAACAAUGCGAGCAACUUUUAGAUCGUGGUAUUCAUCCUAUUCGUAUUGCAGAUGGGUUUGAACGUGCUUGCGCUGUUGCAGUUAAACAUUUAGAUGACAUUUCAGAUACUAUUGAGUUUAGUAAAGAUAAUGUUGCUAAUUUAAAAAAGACAGCCAUGACUAGUCUUGGUAGUAAAAUUGUUUCUAAAUAUCAUGAAAAAUAUGCUGAUAUUGCAGUUGAAGCAGUUUUAUCUGUUGCUGACUUGGAACGUAAAGAUGUUGAUUUUGAAUUGAUCAAAGUAGAUGGUAAAGUAGGUGGCUCUUUAGAAGAUACCAUUUUGGUGAAAGGUGUUGUUGUUGAUAAAGAUAUGUCUCAUCCUCAAAUGCCUCGUGAAGUUCGUGAUGCAAAGAUUGCUAUCUUAACAUGUGCUUUUGAACCACCAAGACCCAAGACAAAGCAUAAGCUCGAUAUUACAACUGUAGAAGAAUAUGAAAAAUUAAAGAAUUAUGAAAAAGAGAAAUUCAAUCAGAUGAUUGAUCAAGUGAAGCAAUCAGGUGCCAACUUGGUUAUUUGUCAAUGGGGUUUUGAUGAUGAGGCUAAUCACUUGUUGUUACAAAAUAAGUUACCUGCUGUGAGAUGGGUAGGUGGUCCUGAAAUUGAAUUGAUUGCAAUUGCUACAAAUGGCCGUAUUGUUCCUCGUUUCGAAGAUUUAUCACCUGAAAAGUUAGGUAAGGCAGGACUUGUUCGUGAAUUGACGUUUGGUACAACCAAGGACCGUAUGUUGGUUAUUGAAGAAUGUGCUAAUACACGUGCUGUCACUAUUUUUGUUAGAGGUGGUAAUAAAAUGAUUAUUGAUGAAGCUAAACGAUCUAUUCAUGAUGCUAUGUGUGCUGUUCGUAAUUUGGUACGUGAUAAUCGUGUUGUCUAUGGAGGCGGUGCAGCUGAGAUUAGUUGUUCUCUUGCUGUUGCCAAGGUGGCUGAUGAAAUUUCAUCUAUUGAACAAUAUGCUAUGCGUGCCUUUGCUGAUGCUUUAGAUGCUACACCUCUUGCACUUGCUGAAAACUCGGGUCUUUCUCCUAUUGAAACUUUGGCAGAAGUUAAGGCUCAACAAGCCACUACUGGUAAUUCUAAGCUUGGUAUUGAUUGUCUUCAUAAAGGCUCUAAUGAUAUGAAAGAUCAACAUGUAUAUGAUCCAUUGAUCUCUAAGCGUCAACAAUAUUUAUUGGCUACUCAAUUAGUCAAGAUGAUUUUGAAGAUUGAUGACGUGAUUACUACUUUCGAACAACAAUAA